AUAAACUUUCCUCAUAACUUCGCUGCUAUGAGGAAAUUAACAACGUUACGGUCACGUUGCAAAAAUGGGUUUAAUCGUUUAAAAGUAAACUUGCAAGAUGUUCGGGAUGAACGCACCGAAAUCAUGCCGCACGUACGGGAGGAAAAAAAUCCGACUCUCGGUGCCCAACAACUCUGACACGGGGAUCUUCAACAGCUCCCCUGUGCCUGCCGACGAAGUGUUUUCCACAGUGAAUAAUAAUAGGAGCCUCACACCGAUACACGAGGACCAAACCCUUCAGUCAUUUAAACCCGCUCCACAUAUAAGCACCUCUAUAAGGAGCAGGUCUUCACUGCAAGAAACCAACACAAAGACAACUGAUUCGGCCAGAGACGUGGAAACUGUGGAAAGCGAGGAAACGUACCUAAGCUCGUAUAUGACGCUGCCGUCUGGGGUCUCCACCUUCUUAAACCAGCUGCAAAGUGACAUGAUGAUAAGCUCCUCCCUGUCCACGGACGAUACACUGCAAAGGGAGGACAACGCCUCAGAUUUAGACUGCACCAUCACAGAAACAAUGCGGAAAGAAGGGCAUGCCACACAUUAUGCGGAUGUGGAGGACAUUGUAGAGACAGAGGUCCUAGGCGAACCUGAAGCGGACCAAAUUGGUGUGAGCACAGCAGACUUCAACUUUAUACAGUCUACAAUGAUCAACAGCAGCUGUCCACUGGGCACCAUCAACAUGGGCCUGCCUGAGGAUAUUUCAGAAAUCUAUGAUUCUAGGAUCGGAAAGAAAAAACGCUCCACUUGUGUGAAAAAGACAAGUCUCAGCAAGGAAAGAUCUUUGACUAGGACCAAGGCAACACUGAAUGAAUCGUCUGCACAUAUUUCAACAUCUUUUUCAGGGAAAAAAGUUUACAGACUGGGAAACCUGAACGUGUCGUCGAGUGUCUUGGUGAAAAAAACUCUGAAAUCUGCUCUGACAAAUCCAAACAACGAAGCCACUCGACACACACCUAAGCCGACGUGCAGUGAAGCGCUAGAAGAAAUGAGCAAAUCCAAAUCUUCUGUCAUCGCCAAGCACGUUUCGUUCAGACAGCCCAUAGACUGCACCUUUCCGACUAACGAGGUCACAUCCCAGUCCUUGCAGGCAUCGCACACAAUCAAAUAUUUUCAGACAAAGACCAGCACACCUCAAAAGAUGACCAACACUUUAGCUCUGGACUUGUCGCCUGUGGCCCAGGAGAGCUUGAGUCAACUGGAGCCUAAUCAGACUUGGGGCAUUGUCAACUCGCAAGAAAUUGCGCCCGACUCGCCCUCCACCAGCUCGAGCGGUAUUGGGCAAGAGCUUGUCAUGCAUGCUCCGAGCUCUCAAGAGCUGUGCUGCAUCGUGAGCCAGACGUUUGUAACAAAGAAGAUGGGCCAACUCAAGCGUUUCCAUGCACAUGGUGGUCCAGGUGAUGUAGGUAGCAUACCCCGAGAUAUUCUUUCGGAGAACUGAAAGCUGAAGAGUGACUGUAGUGUGCAAAUAUUAAUGCACUUAAGGUUAGGUAACUGCACGAUUGGUGAGCCUUGUAUUUAAAAUAUUUUGUUGCACUUUAAGAAUAGGAAUAAUAUAUAAAAAGUCUUCAAGAAUUUAAAGGUUAAACUGCAAAGAAUGAAAGAUGCAAAUUCACCAUGCAGACAAACCCCUAAAUGAAAUUGUACCGUAUUUAAAUAAGCAAACCAUAUCAUAUGGUUUGUCUGGCAAUAAAAAGUCAA
Molecule: messenger RNA, 1737 nt
Organism: Petromyzon marinus (sea lamprey)
Lineage: Eukaryota; Metazoa; Chordata; Hyperoartia; Petromyzontiformes; Petromyzontidae
Source: RefSeq, a predicted model, not a curated record